CGCAGCGUUGCAUCACUAACAGUAACAGGGACGAACGAUGGGCAUCAACAUGAGAUAGCCCCACUGUGUUUCCAUCUUUUUACCAAAAAUGACUGCGCGAAAUGAGAACGUAAGAAGAAAACGACGGCCUAGGUGCGGAAAUUACAUCGGGAAGCCACCCAACCAGCCCCCGCCGAGUGAAGGGCGGGAUGACGGUCGCUAGCGCCGCGUCCCAGACCCGGAAGUGGGGAUCGCCCGUCCGCAAACGUCCGAACAGGCCAAGGGUCCGUAACAGCAGGAGAAAUAGGAGGUGGACAAAGCGACGGGACGACUCUCCCCCGUACGGAGUCGGCUUGUGUACACAAAACUUCAGCGUCAGGCUAAAGCACUACACAACCUUCCACUUUGAGCGUCAGGUUAAAGAGAGACAGAGUGCAGGGUUGGCCUAUGUGGAGCUUGCGGCCCACCGGCGGGUGGAGGACAUGCACCUGUCUGCAGCUGCUGCUAGGAUUAACACCUGUCCCAACGCAGGUGGAAACUCUGUCUACUCUGAGGUCCUGUCCUGUGAGCUGUUGUACCGCCUGUUUGGAGCCCAGCUGCUGAAGACUGAGAUGGAAGUGACGUACUUCCCACAGGGCGGGGCACUGACAGACUACACCUGCCAGCUGUUCGGAGUACAGGUCGGUGUGUCCGUUACAAGAGCCAUGAAGUUCCGGGGUGAAUUUGAUCGCGAGGACGCGGAGAAACUACUGAUGAAGAAGCUGACCGGAGUCAUCAACGCAACGCAGAACACCAUGGAAUCCUGGGACAAACAGAUCCUACACGUGUGGACACCCAGCAAACACGUGGCACGAGUCGUCACGGCGACAUACCACACCCUACCCGCAGACGUCAAGGCUAACACGGUCGUCUUGGUUACUGUUGCCCAGGGCAACAUCUCAAGGGAAGUUUUCCAGAAUAGAUGACGACACUUGCUGUACCCUUACACCGGGUAGUACUUUAGGCCACACCAAUUUAAUUUCUUGGUUAACAGAUUUUUCUAGAAAAAUAAUGGAGCGGGUGGGUG
Branchiostoma belcheri (Belcher's lancelet) is the source of this 1045-nucleotide messenger RNA. RefSeq names its product AAC-rich mRNA clone AAC4 protein-like. Lineage: Eukaryota; Metazoa; Chordata; Leptocardii; Amphioxiformes; Branchiostomatidae. The record is from RefSeq and is a predicted model, not a curated record. Bases 189 to 944 code for a protein of 251 amino acids. The transcript has 4 exons.